Messenger RNA from Ruditapes philippinarum (Manila clam), 694 nucleotides. RefSeq names its product eukaryotic translation initiation factor 3 subunit A-like. The coding region runs from base 128 to 679 and encodes 183 amino acids. Gene Ontology annotation, biological process: translation reinitiation; formation of cytoplasmic translation initiation complex. The transcript is spliced from 4 exons. The record is from RefSeq and is a predicted model, not a curated record. Gene Ontology annotation, cellular component: eukaryotic translation initiation factor 3 complex, eIF3m; eukaryotic translation initiation factor 3 complex, eIF3e; multi-eIF complex. NCBI's taxonomy places the organism in Eukaryota, Metazoa, Mollusca, Bivalvia, Venerida, Veneridae. Gene Ontology annotation, molecular function: translation initiation factor activity; mRNA binding.
CACAAUAAAAAUUCAUGACGUCAUAGCCCACGUGCCGACUGGCUACCGCCAUAUGCAGAUAAAUAAUCUGUCAAAUAAUAAAAAGCAGUACAGAAAUCUCUAUGUUAUGGUAGCCCAUUAAAGUAAAAUGCCUACAUAUUUUCAACGUCCGGAAAACGCCCUUAAAAGGGCUAAUGAAUUUAUUGAUGUGGGAAAGAAGCAGAGAGCUCUUGAUGCCUUAUAUGAUGUUAUCAAGAGUAAGAAGCAUCGAACAUGGCAGAAAAUCCACGAGCCAAUCAUGGAAAAGUAUUUGGAGCUGUGUGUGGAACUUCGUAAAAGUCACAUCGCCAAAGAAGGUCUAUACCAGUACAAGAACAUCUGUCAACAGGUUAAUAUCAAGUCUCUGGAAGAUGUGGUCAGGAAGUAUAUUGGUCUCGCUGAGCAGAAAACAGAGGAAGCUAGGCAAGAGUCUCAUCAAGUUGUCAUAGACGUAGAUGAUCUUGAAAUGCCCGACACUCCAGAAAGUUUGUUGUUGAAAGCUGUAAGUGGUGAAGAUACCCAGGAUCGUACUGAUAGAGCUAUACUUACACCAUGGGUUAAGUUUCUCUGGGAAUCUUAUCGUCAGUGUCUCGACUUGCUAAGAAACAACUCUAAAGUUGAAAAACUUUACCAGGAUAUUGCUCAACAAGGUAACUAUUAAAAGUUUAAAACUGUU